AUGGGCAGGCCAAGAGGAGGAAAGGCUAAACGGCCGCCGUCGUCCCAAGCUACCAAGAGCGAAGAUGCCGAUGCCGGCAGCGGCGGCGAAGAGGAGGAGGCCGUGAUGCCAGCCUACAAGAGGAGGGGACGGCCGCAGAAGCACUACCACAAGGCUGAUGAUGACACCGACGACGAGGAGGACGACGCUGCCGCCAAGGCCGAGCCCAUGCUGGAGGACGCGAAACAACCGGUCGUGCCGGUGGCCAUGGCCGCCUCGCCGGAGAACGACGGAGGAGGGAAGAAGAGGCGGCGGCGGCGGCAGCCGAAGCGCGGCUGCGACUCGGCGACCGAGGAGAAGGACGAGGCCGUGAAGCUGAAGCAGAGCGGAUUCCGGCAUCAUGGGAGCCGCCGGAAGAGCACCCCGCGGCGAGCUGCCGAGGCAGGAGUGGAGUGCAAGUGA
Miscanthus lutarioriparius is the source of this 441-nucleotide messenger RNA. Lineage: Eukaryota; Viridiplantae; Streptophyta; Magnoliopsida; Poales; Poaceae. The record is from the annotation of a GenBank genome assembly.